This is a messenger RNA of Microbotryum saponariae, 906 nucleotides long. The record is from the annotation of a GenBank genome assembly. NCBI's taxonomy places the organism in Eukaryota, Fungi, Basidiomycota, Microbotryomycetes, Microbotryales, Microbotryaceae.
AUGCCCCCUUCCACACCCAUCAGUUCCUCCUCAUCCAACGUCCCCUCCACGACCACGCGCCCCUCCAAAUCCGACUACAUCGAAACCGACACCGGCAACAAAGUGUCCCGUAAAUGCGUCAUUUCAGGAUCCCAAAACAUCAUCCUCGGUGGCAAGACGUUGAUCCAGCCUGGGGUCAUUAUACGGGGUGAUUUGAGACGGGCCGGUGCAACGGGCGCGGCGGUGGUGGUUAGUAUUGGGAAGUACUGCGUUCUGGGAGAAGGGUGUAUCUUGAGGCCACCUGCAAAGACUUAUAAAGGGUAGGUCGCCUCGAGGUUUGGUCAUGCGUCAAUACCGUCCUCGUUGCGUGAUCCUGACUCUCCUCACCCCCUGACCAUUCUGACAUGACUCUCUUCGCGCCGGACGCGCCCCUCACAGCAUCUUCUCGUACUACCCGAUGAAGAUCGGCGAUUUCGUCCAUAUCGGAGCAGGCAGCAUCGUCGAAGCAGCGACCAUCGGUUCGGGCGUCGAGAUUGGCAAGAACUGCAUCAUCGUCAGCGUUUUCAAACCCUUUUCGGAGGAUCCUUUAGAAGUACUGAGACGGCGCGUAUUUCGGACACAGGGCUCCAUGUCUAUCAUUAAAGACAAUGCCAAAAUCCUCGACAACAGCGUCGUCGGACCUGGGACCGUGAUACCAAGUUUGACCGAAUGGGGAGGCAGCCCAGGUACGAACGUCACCACCUUCCUCGAGAGUUUCGGUCCUUGCGAGGGCGAGCGUUCACUUCCCCAGCCACUCAUUCCUGACUUCUCAUUUGGCCCUUCUUUCCAAUCACCGCAGCGCUUAUUCUAGACCAACUUCCCGAAUCGACUCCCGAGUUGACCGAAGCAAAGUCGAAAUCCUUCUACGCCAAGUUCCAACUUGAGUGA